GCUCGUUACUCCACGUUCGCACAUACGACGUUAAUCCGUGCACGGUAACUUACAUCUCGUGACACCAUUAAUCCAUUUAAUGUAGUGAAUUAAUAGUGACAUUAAUAAUUUUUCAUACUGGAAGAAAGAUUGGACCAUGCCGCCGUCAAUCGCCAACGAAAUAUCGGUGAUAGAGAAGCCAACUCUUAUGAACUGCCAGGAUUACAAACUCACUCACGAAACCAAAGGAUUUAAUAUAAGCGACAUCGACAAUAACGAUGACGUCUGUCCAUAUGAAAGCACAUUACCAAAGAAUGAACCAAAGUUCUUUUCCCGUUUACGGAAUUGGGAGAAAAAAAUGGGAUUUGUCACAUCGCUACGUUGGGAAAACGCUGUAGCAAUAAUAUUGUUUCAUGUUGGAACGACCGUGUGGUUAAUAGUUGCUACAGCUAUGGGAGUAGUGCCAAAAUGGCAAACUGUACUAUUUGAGACAUUUUGUGGACACUUAGCUGGCUUUGGAGUAACGGCUGGAGCGCACCGUUACUGGUGCCAUCGGUCGUAUAAGGCGAAGAAACCCCUACAAAUCAUUCUAAUGCUUUGCUACUCUAUGGCCGGACAGAACAAAAUAUACGACUGGGUUCGUGACCACAGAGUGCACCAUAAGUUCUCAGAGACUUCAGCGGAUCCGCACGACGCAAGACGAGGUUUCUUCUUCUCGCACGUUGGUUGGCUCAUGAUGCGAAAACAUCCGCAUGUGAUACGAGAAGGCAAUAAAAUCGACCUUAGUGACAUUACGAAUGAUCCUGUCGUAAAAUUUCAUACAAAAUAUUUCACUCUCUUCAAGGUGACAUUGUGCUUCCUGCUGCCAGCAAUAGUCCCGAUCUGGGGAUGGCAAGAGUGCUGGUGGUUCUCUGUGUUGUCGUGUCUAUUGCGGUACAUGUGCACUCUCAACUUUACGUGGGCAGUGAACAGCGUCGCCCAUAUGUGGGGAAAUAAGCCUUAUGAUCGCUUCAUAAUGCCAGUAGAGAACUGGGGGGUGUCUCUCCUUGCUCUGGGAGAGGGCUGGCACAACUACCAUCACACGUUCCCAUGGGACUACAAGGCCGCAGAAUUUGGUUACAAGUUAAACGUCGCUACGAUAUUACUGGACCUUUACGCACGCAUUGGUUGGGCGUAUGAUAUGAAACAAGCAUCACCUACACUAGUUGCGACUGUAGCCAAGAAGAGAGGUGAUGGAGGGCAUCGACACUGAUAGCUCAAUGUCUUGUGGUCUUGGCUGUUUCGAAAAGUUAAUGUUAGUUAUAUGGUCUAGAUUUUAGAUUUGCAUCACAUUAUCUAAACAAAUCGACUUUCAUUUUGCUAUAUAAUAUUGGUGUGUAUAUUGAA
Molecule: messenger RNA, 1365 nt
Organism: Hyposmocoma kahamanoa
Lineage: Eukaryota; Metazoa; Arthropoda; Insecta; Lepidoptera; Cosmopterigidae
Product: acyl-CoA Delta(11) desaturase
Exons: 6
Coding region: 137-1231 (364 amino acids)
Biological process (GO): unsaturated fatty acid biosynthetic process
Cellular component (GO): endoplasmic reticulum membrane
Molecular function (GO): iron ion binding; stearoyl-CoA 9-desaturase activity
Source: RefSeq, a predicted model, not a curated record